AUGAUCUGUGGAAUAGUGGUAGUUCUAAUGUGUGCUAUUCCCAAGUUAUUGUUAGCAGAACUGGAUCAUGGAGACGAAAUACUGAGAACGAACUCCAAAAUCAUAAUGGAACUACAGUCAAGAUUAUCUGUGAUAGAGUAUCUACAUAAACAGGACACAUUACGUAUCGCUGAUCUUGAGAGACAACAACAGACUUACCAAAGCCAUAUUGCUGCUCUCGAAAACAAGAGGGAGAUUGAUCAAAGUCGUAUAAAUGACCUUGAGAAACAGCGACAAACUGACCGAAGUCGUAUCGCAGAUCUUGAGAAUGACCAAAGCCGUAUCACCGUCCUUGAAAAACGAUGCCUCAUUGACCAAAUUCAUAUAACCGAACUUCAGGAACAGCAACGCGGCUAUCUCGACCGUAUUGCUGAUCUUGAGAAACAUCGGCAAAAUAGCCACCGCCUUGUUUCUAACCCCGAUAACCUCACAAGAAAUGAAAAGAGUCCUGUUGAAGAUAGACGACAAGAUAAUUUUACCUCCUCUAAAUUGUCAGCUUCAUCGUUGGGAACUAGCAAACAAGGUUUGAAAAAACGCGUUAACGCCGACUAUGAAGAUAUGGUGGCAUUUUAUGCUGUUUUAAGUCAUAAUUAUGACCAAGUAUUCAAUGAUAUGGAUAUUCGUUUUGACCGAGUGCUCACUAAUUUUGGAAGUUCCUACAGUGGUAACACUGGUGUUUUCACGUGUACACGUGCUGGCGUGUAUAUGUUCUCCUGGACAGUUCACGUAACAACAAGAUAUUCGUACACAGAACUUGUCAAAAACGGAGCACCGAUUGGACAUGCGUUCUCCGGAGAUUCGCCGUACAGUGGCUCUGGAACUGGAUUAAUUGUUUUGCCUUUGGAACAUGGAGACGAAAUUUCAAUCCGACUUGGUUCACAUGUACCAACCACAGUUUAUGGCGCCGAAGCAACGACGAAUUUCUCCGGAUUUCGUCUCCAAUCUCAGUGA
Messenger RNA from Ylistrum balloti, 990 nucleotides. RefSeq lists its product as uncharacterized. Gene Ontology annotation, molecular function: protein binding. The record is from RefSeq and is a predicted model, not a curated record. The coding region runs from base 1 to 990 and encodes 329 amino acids. The transcript has a single exon. Lineage: Eukaryota; Metazoa; Mollusca; Bivalvia; Pectinida; Pectinidae.